Parnassius mnemosyne (clouded apollo) is the source of this 1077-nucleotide messenger RNA. The record is from the annotation of a GenBank genome assembly. NCBI's taxonomy places the organism in Eukaryota, Metazoa, Arthropoda, Insecta, Lepidoptera, Papilionidae.
AUGCCAUUUAUUUCGAAAGACUGGCGAUCGCCAGGCGAAGAGUGGGUAAAAACCCAAGAAGGUUGGGAGAAGAAAAAAGUGUUGGAAUGCACCAUGCAGAGAUAUCCCGAUAUCUCUAAUUCUAAUAACAUAGACGAGAAGCAACAGAAAUGGACACAAGAAGGAGAGGGAGGGGACAAAAACACAACAGACACGGUUGCCAGAGUGCCGCCACACUGUCACAUCACAAUCAAAUGCACUAGAGAGAUCGCAGGAUUCAAUGGUCUAUCGGAAGCGGUGCGUCGGUUGGAUUUCUCUUCGGCGGUGCGAGAUGUGCGCAGGUUCAACUACAUCUGCGCCCUGCUGGAGCUGCUGCUGGGCGGGCAGCGACUGACGCACCUGCCCGGUGCAGCGCAGAAGUUGCUCCUCUCUAUGCUGGAACAGCUCGCUGAUCACGUGGCGACGUCGAAGCAGAACCCGAACGCGCUGCGCGCGCUGGUGGGCGGGCUGGCCGCGCUGCGCGAGGCGGAGCGGCGCGCGUGCUGGGGCCGCCCGCUCGGCUCGCGCGCGCUCUGGCGCCACCACGACCGCGCCAUCGCGCGCAUCACGCGCACCGCGCAGGCCGUGCGCAUGCACGAGCCAGGACCAGAGGUAGUGCCAAAGCUCCAUGACCUUCCCGAAGAGUGUAUCAGAGAGAUUAUGUUAAGGAUAUCGGACCACAGGGAUUUAGACGCCGCCUCAUCGGCAUGGAGCGUGAUGGCGUCAGUCUGCUCAGAGCGACGGGUCUGGCGCGAGCUUGUGAUGUUCCAUUUCUCGCAGCAGCAAAUCAACACCGUCCUGGGUAAAGAGGAGAAGGACGUCGACUGGAAGAAACUCUUCCACCAGCUCAGGAAGUUGUACGGUUUGCGGGAAGAUGCCCAGUAUGCGGAGACUCUCUCCCUGUGUCGUCACUGCAAAUGCCUGUUCUGGCGUUCCCUUGGACAUCCCUGUAUAGCAGACCAGUGUCCGGAAUACCGCGAACGGCUGAAGGAAGCCGGCGGGCCUCUUCCGCCGCACCCGGUUCCGCCCGCAGCCUUCCUCAAAUUCUUCUCUCUUUAA